This is a messenger RNA of Mizuhopecten yessoensis (Yesso scallop), 2698 nucleotides long. RefSeq lists its product as uncharacterized. The coding region runs from base 217 to 1029 and encodes 270 amino acids. The record is from RefSeq and is a predicted model, not a curated record. The transcript has 3 exons. NCBI's taxonomy places the organism in Eukaryota, Metazoa, Mollusca, Bivalvia, Pectinida, Pectinidae.
AAGAACAUGGAUGUGAUGUUCUGUGGACUCUGUGGUACCGAGGGGUGCUCGAUUGUUCUAUCCUGAAAUCAUCCACAGCUAUAAGGAAAUAUACCACGCUGCUAAUCUGCGAUGUCACACUGCUAAUGCUGUGAUCAUUGAGGAAAUACCACAUUGCUGAUCCGUUAUGUCACAUUGAUACAUUGCAUAGCUUGUGGCCGCCGCGAAGGAUUUACAAUGGGGAUACAUAUGCCUAGGAUGCGCUCCAGUUCUGGACACUGCUGCCUGUGUGUCGUGGGAGUGUUCAUGUUUCUGGCUGGUAUUAUUAUGAUAUCCAUUGGAGUAUGUCUCAUUUUAAAUUAUGGAUUAUUCGAUUCAGCGUUGCUCCCGCCAGAACUUCAAAACGAUGAAGGCAAAAAGAUCAUCGGUAUUGUAUUAACAGUGUCUGGAUUUCUGGCUGCAAUGAUCAGUAUAUCAGUAAGUUCAUAUUACUUGUGCCUACAAGGUAAGACGCCAUCUGUUCAACCUCAUCAACUUUCUUCGCUACCUAAUAGUUCACGUUCUGCCUCUAAAGGACCUCAUAAAGCUCGUAAUGGUGUUUCGGUGAAAAGUCGAGCACCAGGUGCAGAUACAAACAAGGUAGCUUCCAUGCAUUCGAAUCCCAUGCCAGUUAACAAUCGCAUGAGGAAAAAGAUGAAACGCAGCAAAUUGGGAUUAAAAAAUAAACCCCGUCUGGCGGGUAUUCAGGAGGAUAGUCUGUCCCGGAAGCAGUCUGAGCAUGACAUGUCGGCCAUGGUUGAGUUGGCUGGUGAGGAGGACACGCCCAGGAGCGAAAAGAGUCGGGAAUUGGCUGGAGAAACAUGCAUAGGUGUUGACAAUCCUGUCUUCAGUAUAGAUGGGGUGGAAAACUUUCCAGGUGCUGUCACAGUAAUGGAGUCUGAUGUGACUCAAGACAAUUCCUCAUCGGAAAGUGGAUACACAGAUUCCGUAAAUACAGGGUCAAUCGACAAAGACGAUUUUGAGGAUCAAGUGAAAAUAUUAACUCAGUGACUCUCUGCUCAGAACAAUCACCAGGUUAUCAACUUGUUACCAUACUGCUGAGAAAUGUAAUGUAAACAAUGUGCAAAUCAUUUUGAAAGCUUCAUAUUUAUUUAUGUUGACUGUUUGUCGGUGAGCAGUGCUGCCGCUGGCACUCUAGAUCUGUUGGUCCUGUUUGUAGUGCUUCUGUAUCUGGAUGUGCAUCGACAAAGACUUUUUAUCUGAGCAUGGUAAGCUUGUACUAUGUGGGCUAAAUGGCUGGAUAUUUUCAAUGGGAUAUUCUUGAAAAUUCACCUUUACGUGGAUGUUCGGACAUGCUUUUGGCGGGUCCACAUAUCAGCUGCAAAAACACUAGAGAAACAAUAGAAUCCGUUUAUUUUGAAAUGACACCUAGCCACUCACCCAUACUAAAGAAAGUAAGGUAUUUGAAUAUUAAUUCUGAAAUGAUGAUGACCACACUUUAUAUAUGGAAGAGAAAUAUUAUGAGAAAUAUUAUUUCACUUCUGUGUUACUAACUAAAUCAUAUAAUUAAUAAGUAUGCAAAUGAUACAAUGCAAUAAGUGUUUACAAUGCAACAAAGAUAAUACCUUCACAUCCCAUUUCUCCAAUUACCUAAUUAGUUAGUCUAUGUAUUUAUUCAUACUCUAUAUUACUAGUGUGUUUGAAUUCUGGUGAUACAUGUAACUCUAUAUCAUCACAAAUCAAAUGUAAAGACCUGUACAUGCAUGUACAUAGAAUUACCUAGGUUAAUGUAAAAGAUGGGUUUUUUGAUUAUCGGACGCAAUUCUGUGAUCAUUAUAUAUGGAUCUAUAGACUCAUUUACACUGAUCAGCACAUUGUACAUACUCAAUGUACAGUCUGUAAGCAGAACAAUGCAUUUCACACCAAAGUUCAAUACAUAAUUAGUAUGUAUACUUGGUCUUACAAAGAAAUUAUCAGAAAACUAAAACAGAAUCCUUUCACUACAGAUAAAUUGCAAAACUUUUGUUAGUUGAUACUUUUUCUAUUUCAAUAGUUAUUCAAACGUUUUUGUGAGUGUAAUGUUUUCAUUCUAAAGGUGUUUUUUGAUCAUACUUGCAGGUGUGAUAAGUGAAAAUAAUAUACAUACAUGUACACUGCAGGUUCACUUUUCUGUUCAGUGUGUUAAACACAUAUCUUUGUUAUACAGCAUGGCCAUGACAAAAUCAAUUAUCGGCAUCCAAAACGAUAACAAAAUCAACUGUAUAUAUACCGGGUAUACAUUUAUAUAUAUAAAGGUGUCUUAUAGAUGAAAUCCUGUGCAGAGGUUAAGGUUGAAGGUCGUUAUAUGUGUAAAUAAGUCAAUCAAAUGUUAAUACUAGUACAGUACUAGGUCUAAUUCCGAGCCAUGAGAUGUAUUACCAGUGAUAGAGUAAUAUUUCACACAUAAUUUAUUAUUGAUAAUGUAUAGAACCACAGAUUGAAUACAUUUUUAUAGUAGAACCCUGUUAAUUUGACUCCAAAAUUUAUUAAUACCGCUUAUAACUCCAAUAUACAAAUUGUACCUAAAUAUAAGAUUGUUUAUAUAGAUAAAUAUCUUCCUGUUUCAUAUUUUUUCAUUCGUAACUGGAAUACUGUUCAAUAAGAUUAUUUCAAAUAGUUUUUGUGAUAAAAGAUAAGUUCCCACUGAUUGUUGGAAAUUUUUCACUGCAUAAAAAACCUC